Molecule: messenger RNA, 4218 nt
Organism: Malurus melanocephalus (red-backed fairy wren)
Lineage: Eukaryota; Metazoa; Chordata; Aves; Passeriformes; Maluridae
Gene: PLEKHM1
Product: pleckstrin homology and RUN domain containing M1
Exons: 15
Coding region: 522-3602 (1026 amino acids)
Source: RefSeq, a predicted model, not a curated record
GUCAUGGGGGCGGAGCGUGUGCGCUCCCGGCACUUCCGGGUUCCCCGGCCGGAGACGCGGAGCCGUGACCCCGUCCCGCUGCUGAGGGGUGCGAGCUGCCCGCCCAGCCGGAUGGCACCAGGGACAUCCACGGGGAAACUCCAGCUCUGGCAGUYCAAACCAACACAAAAACUGGGAAUAUAAACCCGGCAGCAUCUUGCCUCAACACGCUGGGGCUUUCACAACCUGUUUGGCCUGUGCCUGGUGGCUCCAGCAGCUGCAGUACCACAGAAAAUCAACCCCAGCUCUCUCUGCGGCUCCAGCUGGUUGUGACCUGGUGCAGGAGUAACAGGCUGGAGGGAAUUCCCUUUUUGCAGUGUCUGGGAAGCACAGUCACCGUCCAGGCUGGGAGCUCAGUGGCUGCUCCUCCUCCCCCCGCUGCUCUUGGGCCCCCGUGGGGCAGAAGCUGGACGGGUUCAUCAGCAGUGAUGCUUCCCCAGCCACCACCAGGUGACAUGUGAAGGUGACACCCGGCAGUGGAGAUGCAUUCCAGCCACCCUGAGGAYCCCAAGGGAGCCAUCCAGCUGAUCAAGAAGCAGUUGGUGAACGCCAUCAAGGCCCUGCAGAAGCAGUACGCCAGCUCGGACGCCGCGGUCACCAGCGAUGACAGCAAUGCCAACGCGCUCUGCAGCGCCCUGGAAGCUGUGUUCGUGCACGGGCUCAAGGCCAAGCACAUCAAGGCAGAGGCUGGGGGCAAAGGGAAGAAGUCAGGGGGUCGGGGCCCCCUCCCCCAGCCGGUGUUUUGGGGCCUGCUGAAGGGCAUCACGCACCGGAAUAUCGUCUCGGAGCUGGAGCAGCUGAUGUUCAUCAACACGGAUGUGGGGCGCUGCCGUGCAUGGCUGCGGCUGGCGCUCAACGACGGCCUCAUGGAGUGCUACCUGAAGCUGCUGCUGCGCGACCACGCCCGCCUGCCCGACUACUACCAAGCACCAGCGCUGCUCCUGGACGCUGAGGAGUGCGAGUUCCUGCUCUGCUACCUGCAGGGUUUGUCGUCCYUGACCUUCGAGCUGUCCUACAAGUCGGCAGUUCUGAACGAGUGGACCGUGACCCCACUGUCGCUGUCAGGGCUGUGUCCCGUGUCCGAGCUGCCGGAGUCCCCGGCGCCCUCRGCCGCUGAGCCCCGCAGAAAGGCAUCACUAGGCUCCAUCUCACAGUCCUCAGGCUCGGAUGAGAUUGAGAUCCAAGCCCCUGUCCUGCCCAUCAGCAAGGCCAGCAGCAAGAUGAAGCUGACGUCGUCCUCGCUGAGCCUCAACACCACGAGCUCAUCGCAACUCUCGUCCAGCCUGGGCUCCGACAGCCUCCCCCCGGCRCCCUGCGCCCGCAGCCCCGAGCGCGGCGAGGAGCCACUGUCCUGUGACUCUGACCUGGGCACGGCCACUGCUGAUGACCUGGACAGGUCCUUGCAAGAGGUGUUGUCUGAGUUCAGCAAGGCCAGGCUGAGCCCGGAUGCCCCGGAGGUUCGGCUGCUCCCCGGUGUGCUGGGCAGCUCCCCCCGACCACCCGCCGGACCCCCAGCACCAACCCAUGGAAUGCGCCAGGAGCCUCCCUGCGGCGGUGACAUCCCUGCUCAGAAGGGUGACCCCGUGCCCCCCGGCCCCGGGAAUGGAGAUACCGGAAUUCCGGCCCCUCGGGAUGGUCUGGGCCGAACCGAGAGCGGCGGCAGCGAGGGCAGUUCCCUCUCUCUUUCCCCAUGGCUGAGGUACUUGAGAUCUCCUCUGCUGUCACCUCGGAAGAGCUGGAUCUCCGAGGAUGAUUUCUAUCGCCCAUCCCCAGGACAGAGCGGCCAGAGCGCGGCCGACACCAAUGGCUUGGGACCGGAGGGGGACGGCGAGGGGCCAGCCCCGGGRCUCAUCAGUGCUCUGGACCUGGAGAGGCUCUCGGUGCCAUCCUCGGACACCGGGAAGGCCAAARCAUCCCCGGAGCGGGAGCAGAAGGGUUUCAGCGUGGUGCACCGCCGGCAGAUGGGUCUCUCCAACCCGUUCCGUGGCCUGCUGAAGCUGGGCAGCCUGGAGCGGCGCGGGGCCAUGGGGAUCUGGAAGGAGUUCUCGUGCGAGCUGUCGCCGCUGGAGCUGCGGCUCUUCCUGGAGCACGAGGAGCGCAUCUGCRUGGAGAGCUACUCCCUGCUGCGCUGCGAGUCGCUGGCGCUCACCCACUCGGACGGCCGCUUCGAGCUGGUGUUCCUGGGGAAAAAGCUCUCGCUGCGAGCCCCUUCRCGGGACGAGGCUGAGGACUGGCUGGACAGGAUCCGCGAGGCGCUGCGCGAGUGCCGGCCGCAGCUGGACGAGGAGGACUGGGAGACGCUGGAGUAUGCUGAGGAUGGGGGUGAAACCCAACCAGUUCUCUCCAGUGCUGUCCAGUACAGUGACGUGCCUGGGAACGGCUUGGACUGGACUCCAGCUCCGGAGCCAGAGCUGGAUGCCAUCAAAGAGGCUGUUCUGUACAUGGACGUGGACAAARCCUGGGUCCCUUUUGUUUUCUCCCUGUCUCUGGAAACUCUGAAAUGCUUUAAAAUCAGGAACAGUGACAAAAUUUUAAGCAACAGUUAUGGCAUAGAGACCAUCCAGGACAUCCUUCCCGACACCAGCCUGGGGGGACCCUCCUUCUUCAAGGUGAUCACCUCCAAGGCYGUGCUGAAGCUGCAGGCCCAGAGUGCCGAGGAGGCGGCCUCGUGGCGGGAGCUGGUCCGAGAGGUGCUCAUGUCCUACCUGGAGAGCGCCGAGGAGGCGUUGACCCUGGGGGGCAGCCUGGACGGGCACUCCCAGGUGGUCCUGAAGAACAUUGUGAAGGAGAACGGCUUCCUGCUGCAGUACCUGGUGGCCAUCCCCACUGAGAAGGGUCUGGACUCGCAGAGCUUCAUCUGUGCAGGCUGCUCCAGGCAGAUCGGCUUCUCCUUCGCCAGGCCCAAGCUCUGCGCCUUCUCGGGGCUCUACUACUGUGACAGCUGCCACGGGGACGAGGAGAGCAUCAUCCCCUCACGCCUCAUCCACAACUGGGACCUCAGCAGGCGAGGGGUGUGCAAGCAAGCGCUAAAGUUCCUCACACAGAUCCGGAACCAGCCGCUGAUCGACCUGAAACUGGUCAAUGAGAGCCUCUACGAGCACGUGGAGAGGAUGGGGCGGAUCCUGCGCAGCCGAGAGCAGCUCAAGCUGCUGGGGGAUUACCUCGUCAUGUGCCGCAGCGGCGCCCUCAAGGAGCUCAGCAAGCGGCUUGAUCACAGGCAUUACCUCCUGGAGUGUCCCCACAAAUACAGCGUGGCUGACCUGAGGCAGAUCGCCGACGGUGCCUUUGAGAGCUUCCUGCAGUCGCUGCUCCAGUUCGCAUCACACCACGUCUACAACUGYGACCUGUGCACGCAGCGCGGCUUCAUCUGCCAGAUCUGCCACAGCAGUGACAUCAUCUUCCCCUUCGAGUUCGACACUACCACCAGAUGCAGCAAAUGCAAAACCGUCUUCCACCGGGACUGCCAUGCCCGGGCCCCAUCAUGCCCGCGCUGCGAGCGGCGGCAGCGGUACCAGCGGCAGCUGGAGGCCGGCACGGAGCCCAGCACGGAGCCCAGCCUGUAGCCUGGCACUGCCCUGGACAUUGCCCUCGGGCCUGUCGUGGCCCCGCCCUGGGGACAGGGACAAUGUGGGGUGGGUGCUCCUGCCUCGUGGAGGGACCCUCUGCCCACCCAGGGCCGAACUAAGGGGUGGGAAAAUCCACCCCCCUCACACUAACCGGGUGCUGUUCCCUGUCACCCUCCUGGUGCCAAUGUCCCCUCCGUGUGGAACCCAGCGGCUCUGCAGGGUGUCAGCCCAGAUUUCCAGUCAAGGGUGUGGAGAACUGACGUUGCUCAAAGCUCUAGUUUUUUAGGAUGUUCGAUACUGAAAACCGGUAUUUUUUUACACGGGGGUUUUGCACAACUGGGCUGCUCUGGGUGAUGGAGCCAAUGCAGGGAGGGGACAAAGUGACACUUGUGCCUUUUAGGGACCUGCGUGCCCCAAUGGGACCGCGGGUGCCCCGAGCAUCUCCUGCUCCGAGAGCCCGCCCAGCGCCGGGGAGAGCCGGGGAGAGCCGGCCGCUCCUCCCCGCCUGCUGCUGCUCAUCCGCGGGAGAAAUUUUAUUUUCCUUUAACCCCUCCCCACGCAAAAAUAAUUAAAGUUUAUUUAACAACAAGUGAAGCAAUUGUUGGGGUUUACU